GCAGAGGUUGUGACUCCACCGAGGUCACACAGGUAGGAAGUGUCAGAGCUAGUAUUGGAACCUCUGCCCUCUGACUCCAGAUCCAGUCUGGAUCUACCUCACAUGCUGCCGCCUCCACAAGAAAGUAAUAAAGAAACAGAUGCUGAGGAAUCUGUUCUUGGGGCAUAGAACACUACUCUCUUGCAGUUGGAGUAGAAUCUCCCUUUUGAAGAAGUAUCUAUUCACAAUGAAAGUAGAGUCACCAGAAUUUCAGUCCCUUUUUACAGAAGGACUAAAGAACCUGACAGAGUUAUUCAAUAAAGAAAAAUAUGAAUUAAGAAUAGCAGGAGGAGCUGUGCGAGAUUUAUUAAAUGGAACAAAACCGCAAGAUGUGGACUUUGCUACCACUGCCACUCCAGUUCAAAUGAAAGAGAUGUUCCAGGCUGCUGGGAUUCGUCUGAUCAAUAACAAAGGAGAAAAACAUGGAACUAUUACCGCCAGACUUCAUGAAGAAAAUUUUGAAAUCACGACACUAAGGAUUGAUGUCAUUACAGAUGGAAGGCAUGCAGAAGUGGAAUUCACGACUGAUUGGCAGAAAGACGCUGAGCGGAGAGAUCUCACCAUCAACUCCAUGUUUUUAGGUUUUGAUGGUACCCUCUAUGACUACUUUAAUGGCUAUGAAGAUUUGAAAAAUAAGAAAGUUAGAUUUGUUGGAAACCCUAAAGAGAGAAUUCAAGAGGAUUAUCUUCGAAUUUUGAGAUAUUUCAGGUUUUAUGGAAGAAUAGCAGAUAGAUCUGGUUCUCAUGAUUCAAAGACUUUGGAAGCAAUUAAAGAAAAUGCAAAAGGUUUGGCUGGAAUUUCUGGAGAGAGGAUUUGGGUGGAACUGAAAAAAAUUCUUGUUGGUAACCAUGCAAAUCAUUUGGUUCAUCUUAUGUAUGAUCUUGAUGUGGCUCAUUACAUUGGUUUACCUGCUGCUGGGAGUUUAGAGGAAUUUAACAAAGUCAGCAAAAAUGUUGAAACUCUUUCUCCUAAGCCAAUGACUCUUUUGGCCUCAUUAUUGAAAGUACAGGAUGAUGUUAAAAACCUUGAUUUGAGAUUGAAGAUUGCAAAAGAAGAAAAAAAUCUUGGCUUGUUUAUAGUGAAAUAUAGGAAGGAUUUAACUAAAGCUGUUGAUAGUUCAGAACCACUGAAACCAUAUCAAGAUUUUGUUUUAGAUUCUAGGGAACCUGAUAUACUUACUCGGAUUUGUGAACUGCUCAAAUACCAAGGAGAGGUGGGUCUUCUCAAUGAAAUGCAACAGUGGUCUAUCCCUCCUUUUCCUGUCAGCGGCCAUGAUGUAAGAAAAGUUGGUAUUUCUUCUGGAAAAGAAAUUGGGUUAAUAUUACAGCAGUUGCGAGAACAGUGGAAGAAGAGUGGCUACCAGAUGGACAAGGAGGAACUUCUAAGUUCCAUAAAGAAGGCCUGAAAAUGAUUGGAGGGCUCUACCUGGAUAAUCUCUAAGGUCCUUUCAGGCUUGCCAUCGCAAGAAACCUUUGACAUGAAAUGAAUGGGGCUAAGAAGCAACACUCUUGAUAAAAAGCCAUUAGAAGAAAAGCCCAUUUGGGGGACUUAUGAAAACUUUGAAGUUUUUAUAUUUUAAGUUUGAUGCACAAAUCUCAAACUUACUUAAUGGGACUGUUCCAGUCAUUGAACAGAAGUGCCUAGACCACCAUUUGUUUCACAUUUUAAUGGUAAAUACAAACUUAUUAACAUAGA
Vombatus ursinus (common wombat) is the source of this 1734-nucleotide messenger RNA. It is a transcript of the gene TRNT1, whose product is annotated as tRNA nucleotidyl transferase 1. Gene Ontology annotation, molecular function: RNA binding; nucleotidyltransferase activity. Gene Ontology annotation, biological process: RNA processing. The record is from RefSeq and is a predicted model, not a curated record. The coding region runs from base 140 to 1444 and encodes 434 amino acids. NCBI's taxonomy places the organism in Eukaryota, Metazoa, Chordata, Mammalia, Diprotodontia, Vombatidae. The transcript has 8 exons.